AUGUUCAAGACUUGGGGCUGGGAGAGCAGCAGGCUCUGCGCCUACAAGGACGACCAGCUGCAGCCCGCCUCCAUUUCUCGCAUGCCCACGCGCCUCGAUUGGGUCGACGCGCCCCGCUGCUCGGCUGCGCUGGCGGCGUCGAACUCGGCGCGCGACAAGCUCAACAGGCUCUGGGGCUGGGAACGCCACCGCAAUUGCGCCUACAAGUCCGCUGCGGGCACCCCCAUUUACCACAGCGACUAUGUAGGGCCCCGCUACGCCGCCCCUGCGGCGCCGCUUGAGCCCGAGCCCGAGCCCGCGACACCUGCCCUGCCCUCGCCGCCGCCCGCCGCGCCGGCGCAGCCGGCGCAGUCGCCCGCGACUCCAGUGAAGCCCUCGCCGUCGCCGUCGCAGUCGCCGUCGCCCUCGCCCACCGCACCGGCCAAGCUCUCGCCAAAGCUUGCCGCGCCGGCGCAGCCCUCGCCGUCCCCUACAAAUCCUGUCAAACCCUCGCCGUCUCCCUCGCCGACACCCGCCACUCCGGCCAAGCCGUCUCCCACCCCCGCCGCCCCGGUCAAGCCCUCGCCCUCGCCCGCCGCGCCGGCCAAGCCCUCGCCGCCUCCCUCGACCUCGCCCGCCGCGCCGGCCAAGCCCUUGGCGUCCCCGGCCCCCUCGCCCGCCGCGCCGGCCGGGCCUCAGAAACAGACGCCCUGCGGCAACAGCGUCAACAACACCGAGGUGCUUGCUGAGGCCAUUGUGGAGCAGCUGUAUGACAAGCUGGCCGCAGCCACCAACGGCUACGAGUCCCUGCCCGACCUCGCCCAGCAAGCCGCCCACGCCGCCUACGCAGCCAUCCAGCCCACCUCCGGCGGCGAGGUGGCGGCGGCGCAGGCCGGCGACGAGUGGCCGCUUGGCGUGACGCCCCUCCCGACCGUCGGCCGCCGCGCCGCCGCGCCGCGCUACACAGCCGGCCAGGUCGAGGCGCUGGUCGAUGCGCCAGGCCCUGCGGCCGGGUCCGAGGGCGUCGCGGCGCUCAGCAGUGAUGACGAGGAUUACGAGUAUGAGGAGCGUGCGGCAGGCGAGCCUGCAGCCACGCCCGCCGCCGCCGCCGACGUCGCCGCCGCCGGCCCAGGCCUGGUCGUGGACUCGCUGGCCAAGGCGCACUCUCAGGGCGCCGGCCGCCACGAGGCGCCGGCCGCCGACGGCGAGGCCGCGGCCGCCGGCGCGCCGCAGACCGUCGGCGACUCCCUAGCAAAGGCCGCCGCGGAGGACGCGGCCGCAGCGGAUGCGGGCAACAGCACCGCUGCCGGCGAUGCCGACGCGGCGCUGCCGCCGGCGGCUGUAGAGCUGGCUUCGCCGGCAGAUGCCGCCGUUGUUGGGCCCACCGACGGCCCUACCAUCGUCGGGGACACGCUCAUCAAGUCCAACGAAUCGAACAGCCCUGCCACGGCCGAGCCCUCGGCUCCGCAGGCGACAGCAGAGGCCGCCCUCAGCCUCGCGCAGCUGCUCGGCGAUGGCGGCCCCGGCGGCGUGUCCCCUCCCGGCACCGUGGGCACGGCCGGCAAGACGAUCACAACAGCGCUGCCGCCCGACGCCAACCUCACCACCGCCAAGCCCGCCGGCGGCUUUGCGGCCGCGGAGGGCCCCGAUGCUGCCCCGGCCAACGCGACCCCGGUCGACCCCGCGACGGCGUCCUAUUCGCCGGGCGGCGUGACGCCGCCAGGAACAAAAGGCAGCAGCAGCCAGCUGACGCUGCUGCAAGGGACGUCCGGCGACUUUAGCGCCGCAAGCACCGACGAGUCGCCCGAUUACGAGCCCAUGUUCCCGACUAGCCGAGGAGGGCUCCUCCCGCGCCCCGCCGAGCCCGGCGCCGCGGCGUCCCCCUCGCCCGCGGGCGCGGCCCCUGCCGCGGCCGUGGUGCCUGCGCGCAUGGUCUCCCCGGCGCCCGCGCGCGGUGCCUCCCCAGCGCCCGCGCGUACCACCUCCCCAGCGCCCUCGCGCAAGGCGUCCCCGGCGCCCGGCGCUGCCAUCCCCCCGACUUCCCCUGAGCUGGCGGCCGCCCCCGGGACUGCGAUGAUCUCAGUCGGCAGCCGCCGCCUGGCCGCCGCUGCGAACAACGCGCCCGACGCGCCGCGCGUCGAGGCCGGCGCCGCCACGCGGGCGGUGAGCGGCGGCAACAGCUCCCGAACCUCCGCCUCUGGCGCGUGGGCGGGCGCCGGCGGCGGCGGCGCGGAUGGCGGUGGCGCUGCCUCGUCGGCGCGCGCGGGCGCGUACCGCGCCGAAACCUCCUCCGCCAAUUCCUCCGCGUCAGCGAGCGCCGCCGCUUACACCAAGGUGACUAGCCCCGACGGCAGCUACGCGUACUCCUGGUCAAACGCCAGCUCGUCCAGCUGGCGCGCCUCUUGGAAUUCCAGCUGGUCGGCCGCAUGGAGCGAGGCAAACGCGACGUGCGGGCGCGGCGGGGCGGCCCACGGGGCGUGCAGAGCAGCGGCUGCCGCCGCCGCAGCCGCGGGGCCAGGCGGCGCGACGGUGGGCGGCGCGGCGGCGGCCGGAGAGCAGGAGGCUGCCCGGCGCCGCCUGAUGGAGGAGGGCGGCGACCCCUGGUUCACCACCAAAGUGUGCAGCGUCAAGGCGGGCGGGCCCAACACCGUCUCCAACGUCACCCGGGACUACUUCGGCAGGUACUGGGGAUUCCAGGACGGCGGGAGCUGCACGUUCCGAGGCGUUGGCAUUGAGGACCUGAAAUACGCUCAGAGCGCGCCGUUUGACAGUCCCACAUUUACAAGCGCCCCCGCCUGCCCCAUCUCGGCGCCCAACCCCUCCCUCGGCACCGACGGCCACCGCUACGCCUGGGACAACGCCGCAAAGGCCACCUGCACCUUUGACAAGCCGCACGCGACGCGGCCACUCGGCGCGGCCGACCCCGAGCCGAGGCUGACGGCCCCGACGGCCGCAGCGCCGCCCUCGCCCCCGCCCUCCUCGCCUGUCGAGCAGCAGCCACAGCCCGUGCCCCAGCCGGCGGCGCCCGCGUACCAGCUCGUGCCAGCUGCGCUGCUGCCGCGGGCGACGUCCCAGCAGCUGUCGCCCGCGGCGCGGCCUUCCUCGCCCCUCCUGCGGGCUCCGGCCCCGGCCGCCGCCGCCAGCCCGGCCCCCACGCUGGCGCCGCCGGCGCGACCUGCGCAGCGCGCCGCGGCGCCUGCGCUGGCAAAGGCGACCUCGCCUUCCCCUAAGCCUGCUAUUGUCGGCCUCGCCGGCCUCGCAUUGGACUCCGUCAGCCUGUUGGGCACCCCCGCCGUCGCAGCCAAUGACAAGGCGAGCCCCACCUUCAUGUUGGCUGCCUCUGCGCCCGCCGGUACGCCGGCGCUGGCGCCGCCCAGGGCGUCGCCCGCGGCAGGCGCGGCGCUGCCAAACGCGCCCGCCGCCGCGGCUUCCGGCGAGCACGCCGUCCUCGACCUCGGCGCGGGCCUUCCUGCAACGUCCAUCGCCACGAUCCCCCUGCCGUCCCUCAGCGCGGCCCCGGCCCCGGCCGUCGAAACGUCGCCCGUGCUCACUUCCACCGCGCAGCCCGAGGCAGAGAUUAGUAACCCACCGCAGGUCCUGAUAAGCGUCAGUCUCUUCCCGUCGGUAUCAUACACACCGCAAACGAUUGCGAGCGACACAUCCGCGCGGCGCGCGCGCCCCAGCACCCUGCUGCCGUCGGUCUCGCUGCUCCCGCCGGUGCCGCGCCGCAAGUAA
Monoraphidium neglectum is the source of this 3714-nucleotide messenger RNA. RefSeq lists its product as hypothetical. The record is from RefSeq and is a predicted model, not a curated record. The transcript has 12 exons. Bases 1 to 3714 code for a protein of 1237 amino acids. Lineage: Eukaryota; Viridiplantae; Chlorophyta; Chlorophyceae; Sphaeropleales; Selenastraceae.